GUGCUACAGUCCUAGGUUUUAUUAUUAAUAUUAUGGAAAUAUCUUAUCUUAUUUUUGCAGUCUUUAGCGGAAAUGAGAAUGACAACCGAUCUAAAGAUCAAAGGCCGACAAUCGCUUUGCGAAGUAUCGACAACAGAUUUGACUCAAAACUACCAGAACAAGCAUGGGUUUGCUAAGAAUAUUGCAGGGGAUGAUUGUGCCUCAGCUGUUGCUGGGGUACAUCUUCAUUGUCAGUGGACUGAUUGUUAAUUUCCUUAUGCUUCUUUCUUGCAUACUGUGGCCCAUCAACCGACAUCUGUAUCGCAAAAUCAAUGUGAAUUUGGCUUAUUCUCAUUGGUGCCAGUUGACCUUCCUUGCCCAGUGGUGGUCUGGCUCAGAAGUACUACUUUACAUAGACAAAGAGGAUAAGAAAAAAGUGGGCAAAGAACAUGUACUGGUGUUGAUGAACCACAAGUAUGACAUUGACUGGCUUAUGGCCUGGGUCCUUGCUGAGCGCUUUGGGAUGCUAGGGGGCACGAAGAUUUAUGGAAAGCAGGAGCUGAAAUAUGUACCUCUCAUUGGCUGGGCAUGGUAUUUCACUGAAAGUAUCUUCUUGAAGAGGCAAUGGGAGCACGACCGCAGAAUUAUUUCAGAGUACCUCAAGCAGAUAACUGACUAUCCUGAUGGAUACUGGGUCACUGCACUGCUGUUUCCUGAGGGUACUCGCUUCACAGAAGAAAAACUCCGAGCUAGUCAGGAGGUGUGCAGAGCAAAAGGCUACCCAUUGACGAAACAUACUUUGCUACCUCGUACAAAGGGUUUUAUACUGUCUGUACAUGGUAUGCGAGGAAAAGUUCCUGCCCUCUACAACUGUACAGUUGGUUUUCCAUCCAAUGGUCCAGAACCAAACCUCAUGAACAUUGUAAAGGGAGUACCACUACUUGCUCAUUUCCACACAGAACGGAUCCCAUUUGAAGAUAUUCCUGUAGAUUCUGAUGAAGCUUGUUCAGAAUGGCUUAGAGCAUCAUUUCAAAAAAAGGAUGAACUUUAUGAUAAUUUCAAAAAGAAUGGCAAGUUUGAUGGAGAACCAUGCACUAUACCUCGUCGAAUUACUGAUCUGCUGAUGUGGGCUUUUUGGGCUGUGCUGACAUGUGUGCCUCUCUUCUACUAUAUUGGACAGCUUUUUGUACUAGGAACGCUGACACAGCGAAUCAUUUUUAUUGCUUUUGUUGCUGCAGUUUGUUUUGGAAUGCGACUGUUGAUCGCUGUGACAGAGACUAAGAAGGGAUCAGCUUAUGGUUCAAAGCCAGCACACGAAGACAGUUUACAGCACACUGCCACCAGGAACGCAGAAAAGAUCAGUUCCGGAAUUUCUGAAAACAGCACAGACAGUCAACCAGAGAAAACAAACAUAGAUAAGAAAGAACAAUAACAGCCUCUUGACAUGGUUGAUGCAAUGGACAUUACUAAACCAGUCUCUUCUUACAGCAACAAGUCUUUGUAUCUUCAAUAUCAAACUACAUUUGUUAUGAUAUUCACUCAGCGUGCUUCUUUUCUCUUGAGUAAAAUUUGUGGCUCUUGUUGAAAUGGGGAAAAUUUUCAAACUAUAGUUUACUUUUGCCAGUGUACUGUAUAUAAUGACGAUAAUUGACCAUUGCAUAGUAAUCUUUUUUUGAGGAUGGGCAAAAAAAUAUGUCUGGUCCCUUCAACAAAGUCUGGGCCGCCCACUUUUAAAAAAUGAUGGUAACAUAAAUGUAUAUGCAAAAUGGGUAACAUUUUUUUUAUCAUUUUCUGACUCUAAAGUUGUUCUUUAUCAUCAUAAGCUUAUAAAUUUUACAUGGUGUGUGACCACUUAAAUCCACUGAAUACAGGACUAUACAAACUUCACAGUGAUCAUCAAUUAUACAUAAGCCCGAAUCAAUUUUCUUUUGGGAAAUACAAUUUCUUGUAAUAGAUUUCUUUUGAUUUACAAGAAAGUGGUGUUUCAUGAUGGAGUGAGAUAGGGAUGGUUUCUUUCUCUCAACUUUGAGCUUCAAAGAUAAUUUAGAUUUAUUGUUCUGUCAUGUUUAUUUUUUUAUGAAUUUUUUUUUUACAAAUAAUUUGUGUGUACCCGUGGAUUAGAAUCAAAAGUGAAAGCACGGGCUUAAAGUUUUAAAGUAAUAAUAAAUUAAACCACUUUUUAUAGGUGAUACACUUUCUGAUACCUAUUUUUAACUAAAGAAUCUUGGUUGAAGCAGUUUUAGCUGUCUCUAGCCAAACUAUCUUUUACUAAGCUGUUUUGUGUCCUGAUCCAAGGUUUGGGUAAAAAUGUUGAAAAAUUCACAUAAAAUACCUAUUUUAUAUUUUAAAGGGCAUUUAGCAUACAUUUGUUUGUCAUUAAUGACCCUUAAAAUACUCGUUGUGUAAGUAUAUGUAGUUGUUCCUUGACAUUUAACACUUCAUCUGACGUCACUUUUGUACUUUUUUAUUUGAUUGCGAAUGGCAGUUACAUAUCAAAAUGUAUGAUAUGAAGCAUUCCAUAUUUUGGGUCAGAAUGUGCAAAUAAUAAAAGAAAAUGAUGCAAGUAAA
Messenger RNA from Pomacea canaliculata, 2547 nucleotides. Its product is annotated as 1-acyl-sn-glycerol-3-phosphate acyltransferase gamma-like. Bases 164 to 1411 code for a protein of 415 amino acids. Gene Ontology annotation, cellular component: endomembrane system. The record is from RefSeq and is a predicted model, not a curated record. Gene Ontology annotation, molecular function: 1-acylglycerol-3-phosphate O-acyltransferase activity. Lineage: Eukaryota; Metazoa; Mollusca; Gastropoda; Architaenioglossa; Ampullariidae. The transcript has 9 exons.